Lobosporangium transversale is the source of this 3292-nucleotide messenger RNA. RefSeq lists its product as hypothetical. Bases 129 to 3209 code for a protein of 1026 amino acids. The transcript has 3 exons. The record is from RefSeq and is a predicted model, not a curated record. NCBI's taxonomy places the organism in Eukaryota, Fungi, Mortierellomycota, Mortierellomycetes, Mortierellales, Mortierellaceae.
UUCUUUUAUUUGGUCAUUGGAGGCUUUUCUUUGAAUAAUCGAUUUUGACCAUGCAAUCUGUUAUUACGUUUGUGGCCUAACACUACUCCACUGUACCCAAACCAGAUCCGUUGUCGCUAUCACCGCUCAUGUUGCGCAAAAAGUCAUCAUUUUCUAGUCGUACUUCCUCUCCAACACCCUCACCUAUCCCUGCGCGUCCCAACACACCUGUUCACUCCCUUCUUCAUCACGAGUCUAGCGGGGUCCGACGUGCUCUGUCUAGUCUCCAGAACGCGUUACAUCCCGCUCGGAGAUUGUCCUCUGAUGAAAAGAGAAUAUUUGCCCUUUCGGACCAACAAAGCCAUCUCAGCGCAAAUAACUACCGCUCUAUCAACACCAAUCCUACCAAACUCUAUACCUCCAUUAUUAACAAUCGUCGCAUCCCCCUGAGUCAUUCCAACGGUACUUCUGACUCCCUCUACACUGCCAACUCGACCAUGACCCCACUCACCACAGACGACGAUAGCUCUUCCACUACUAGUCACCCUCUUCGUCUCCAGCGACCACGCCGAUCAAGUAGAUCUGGCUCUCUUCCAUCAUCACCGCUUGGCUCUUUCCUGUCGAACGGGAGUUCAGUCGCACUCUCUACCCACAGUACACACAUUACCGAGACAGCGAGCGAGUGUCAUGAGAUUGAGGAUGAGGAUGACGCUUCUGACAAUCUUCACGACAGUCCAAAUGGCGCUGCUCUGCGGGUCCGACAUCUCGAGCAUGAAGCCUCAUAUUCGGGCUACUUGGCUAAAUUCUCAUCUAGGACCUUCUUCUCGCGCAAGCAAUGGAAACGUCGCUACUUUAUUUUGAACCAGUCCUCCCUGCACUGCUUCAAGUCCUCGGACCCACAACAUCCACUAUUAGAGUCUCUAAAGCUCUGUGCUGAUACCAUUAUUUGUGUCACUGAUAUGUUUUCAGGCAAGCGAUAUUGUCUUCAAAUCACAUCGCCUGGUGAAAAGAACUGGUACGUGCUUGCAGAUACAGCUGCAGAUAUGUCGAGCUGGCUUCGUGAGCUUAAAGGCACGGUGCUUCGAAUCAGGGGUCUUCCUGUCAACUCUAGGCCAGGCACUCAUUACUCGGACUCGUCCGAAAUGUCAGACCUUUCCUCAUCUUCUGCAGCCAUGACAGACAGCAUUCCAGCUAUUCCUCAUAUUCCAAGUCAACAUGAUGGUUAUGUCCUUAUUGGUAGAACGCCGUCACCAGCACCAUCUUCUCGUUCUUCCCAUCUCUCUCAUCCCCCACAGCGGCUCGACUUGUAUCAGUUUGCAAACAUGACAGAUUUUACCCAGUUAGGAACACCCAAGUUAUUGGAAUCAUCAUCAAAUUCAGAACAAGAGAUUAAAUGGAAAAAGGACAGUUCUUCAUCUUCGGUACAUAUUCCCGGAGAAUACGCUAGCUUUGGGACCGUUAUGGAGCAAGCGGAUGCCCUCCCACUUGAGAGGAAUGAGCAUUUACCCACACCGAUAUCUCAACAAAAGAGAUUGAGUGAAAGUCCAUACGCCGCAACGAUAAAAUCCAAGAUACCCUAUAGCACAAGCGAUAGCAAUAGCAAUAACAAUAACGAUAGCAAUAGAAAUAGCACUAACAGCAGUAAUGGACGUCGUAUCUCGAUCGUCACUGACCAACCUGAGAUAAUGAUGAAACUGCCUCGUCGAAGUUCACAGCGAUUGAGCCCUGUAUCACCGCGGCCAAUGAGUCCCAACCGUAACAGCCCGCGCUCUUCAUUGGUGGUAUCUCCUCCUCCACGAAGUAUCCAUCGACCCAGUAUUUCUGUUAGACAAUCUGCACAAAUCAUCCCAUUACAGAUGACGGGACGCUCGCUGUCACCGACUCCAGGUCAAUCUGCUAAUAUUCUACAUAGUUCUCUUGCAAGAUCGACUAGUUUCCGGGGCAGUAUGCUGACUGGAUCGUUACAGGAGCGCUCGUAUAGAUCACCUUCUAGACCAACCAUUAUUACUGACUACCAUUCGCGGCCCACGUCCCCAACACCGAUAGCGUUCUCCUCGGCCCCAACUUCACCGCUGCCAGAGCCACCGCGCUCUGAAUCUCCUGUGAUGGCAUUGAAGCAUUCUCUAUCUCUUAGCUCGAAUGGAUCAUCACAGCGAAUCGCGAUAGUGCCUCGCCAUCAUGAUCCCGAGCGGUUGAUUAAGCAUCGGCCAUCCAAGUCCCGCAAUCGUUCAAGGUCACAGGAGUUAGCUCUAAGCGUCCGUCUGAAUGAUGUACAGAUCAGUAUGGCCAAAAACAGGGCGAGCACUCCCUCCCCUCGACUUAGUGCUAUUGUCACCACGAAUGAUCUGAAUGACGAUGCAUUGCCGACCCCUCCAAUUUCACCAUCGGGCAUAAAGAUGAAUGGCGAUACUGUCUUUAAGCAUUUUCCGCUUCUUCACAAUGGUGGUUUGGUCCUACCACCGCCUCCAACUGGACAACAGCCAGACCUUCCAACGUCAACAGCGACUUCCAAUGAUGGUAGCAUCAAUCAAAGUGGACCUUCGAGUCACAAACACUCCCUUUCAACUUCAUCACUGCGAUCUGUGAGCUCUUCAUCCUCAAUUGGAUCCUUCUCGACAGUGUCGCAUGGAGGGUUGAACAAGAAAAAUUCCACUAGAGAAUCUAUGAGACUUUCAGCUCGUCUUUCAAGUUUGGUUCCCAUUCCGUUGGAAUCCACAGUGUUUGUGCCUAAUCCACCUCAAACAGCUCUGCCACCCAUCCCCAACCAAUCCACCUCUCCAACUUCGCUUGCUGAAGUAAAGGAUCAGAACAUUAAGAAACAAUUGUCAGUUGAGACAGAGCGCAUGGAAGAGCUCUUUAAGGACACUGAAGCGGAGGCCAAAAUCACGAACGCGAAUGAGUCUCAUGACCUUACUACUGCUGAUACAAAAGAAGGAGGGGACAAGUCAGCAGAGGUUUCCACGCCAGAAUCCAAAGAUGGUGAUAGGGAGUUGAAGGCAGCUGAGACCGCGGUGGAUGUUCCGAUUAAAGAGCAUGUGGCGACUUGUAUCCAGAGUCGACCUCUUGGGAAACAGACAAGCACGUUUGAAAUGAUCUUGGAGGAGGAAGAGGGAGCAGAUCACGAGUCAGUUACGUCGAAGGACAUUAGUUCGCAAAGGGCGAACCCUCAAGUCAGCGGCGGCAUCAUUCAAGCAAGCACUGAUGAGGAAGUUGACGCUACCAAUACUUAACCACUAACUGCUUCUGCUCCUGUUUCUUCAUCCUCCACCAUUCGUUUUCAAUACCCUAUUUCAUUACUAAUCUUUACCUACUU